This is a messenger RNA of Schizophyllum commune H4-8, 2931 nucleotides long. RefSeq lists its product as uncharacterized. The record is from RefSeq and is a predicted model, not a curated record. Bases 1 to 2931 code for a protein of 976 amino acids. NCBI's taxonomy places the organism in Eukaryota, Fungi, Basidiomycota, Agaricomycetes, Agaricales, Schizophyllaceae. The transcript is spliced from 2 exons.
AUGGCUAGAUCGAAGGUCACUUUGCAAGAUUCAGUGCACCAGAACACUGGAGGCGACACGGACAAUAGCAUACCUUCGACUCGCAAACGCAAGAAAUAUGACGCAGAUGACUGGGAGCGCGUCGCACGCAGGACACGACGCAAGCUCUACACGACUGAGGAUAAAGUGGAGAAGCUAGAAGGAAGGAUCAGCGCGUUGCAGGAGGCCGCAGAGCAGGGGGAGAGGCGACAUAUCGAGGAGCUUCAUGUCGCAUCACGAGCAAGCGGAGAGAUGUGGUGGGAGCUACAGAAGACGCGCGAGGGGCUUACAGCGGAGCAGAUGGAGAACACACGCAUUCAGCGUCUCCUAGGCGAGCAGGACGACCGCUUGGCAGCACGGCUGAAGGAGCUUUUCGAUACCAAGAAGUCAAACCGCGCCCUGUCUAUGCAGGUUCUGCGCAGGGGCGGGAGUGCGCGAUCGAAGCGCACGUACUAUCUGAGGGACUCCGUGGUCACUGCCGACUUCCAAAACCGUGUCAGGUCGAAGGGAGCAUUCACGCCCGCGGCCCGCGCCAUAGCACUGAAGCUCGUCCUCUCGGGCUGUGCCGAGCAUGCGGUGGGCGGUGUCAUCCAGGAGCUGGGGCGACUGGUGGGCAUACGACGACUGAACGCAAUCCCGAGGAUGAGUGCACGCACCGUUUCUCGCAUCAUCGCGGAGGGAGGCAUUGCAGCGAAGAUACAGCUCGGUUACGAAAUCAUGAGGAACACGAGCCUUACUGCCAGUGGAGACUCGACAUCUCAUCGAAGGCAGGAGUAUGACUCGCGCUUCGUAGCGUUGAAGCCGGUGACGGCCACCGGCACGUUGUCGGAUACACAUGUACUACGAAGCCUCGGUGUCGACGCAUCCCUCAACCACUCCAGUGAGGAGCAGGUCCGCGGUCUCUUGAAGAAAUUGCAGCAAAUCUGCGAGAUCUUCAAUCGCUCACCUUUCGCCAAACGCAAAGGCCUCGAGAUGAGCCUUACCGCCUUCGCCACUCGCCUGCGUGGGACGAACGGCGACCACGCGAACGACGUGAAGAAGGACAACAAGCUCCUCCUUAUGUGGAAGCUCGAGUUGACAAAGAUCUCGCUCGGCUACGACAAGCUCAGGCAGAUGAGCCCCGAGAACGCGUUCUGCGUUAUCAUACCGCAUGCGCGUGCAGUCCUCCUCGAAGUUGGUGGUCAGGCCGCGUGGGAUGCCCUCAGCGAUGUGGUCCGAGCAGAGAAGGAGAGCGCCUUUAUGCGCAGCGCGGCAGAGGAGGUGGGGGAGCAGGAGUAUGAGCGGCUAGGUGCCAGCGAGAAGAAGAGGCUGUCGCUCUUCCUGUUCUCUGGGUGUUGCAUGCACAAGGAGUUGAACAGUGUCAAGGGCGGCGACACGCGCAUGCGUACCUAUUACCCAAAUCACCCCGAGGUCGCGCCGCCCGUCCUUCUCGCGAACAAAGAUAACGCCGCGGUUCUCGCGGGAGUGAAGGACGGCGAGCAGCUGACCCCGGCGGAGCUGCGUGCGUUGUCCAUCUCUGGCUGCGGCGCUGUGAAGGCAACGACUCUCGCCGGCAUGAUCUGCAACAACAAGGAUAGUAAGAAAGGUCAACACGAUCGCUACAUCUGGUACUUCGACAAGGAGCUGGGUCCUGCGGUCACUGCACGUCGCUUCCCCGACGUCAGCAACACACGCUUCCAGUCCCAUUGCGCUGCGUCGUGCGAGAUACUCGUUCACCUGGACCUGUACAGGGACUUCAUGAGGAAUGGAGUCUAUUACAAGAAGGAGAAACCCGGCUUCACCAACAUCGAAAAGAACUUCUUUCGGGCUCUGCACUGCAGUACAACGCUCACCGAAAUGGCUGUGCUAGCCCUCUACGGCCUCUGUGUCUCCUGCCCCUACGUACGCCAGAUCCGCGGUCCUGGCAUGUCCAACCUGAACGCGUUGACGCUCGGCCCGCUUCACAUCCGCUUGAGAAACUUCAUCGAGAAGUUGAUCAACGAUCCGAGCAUCAUUCUCGGAGAUGAUGCUGGGUACACGACCGCAACCUUCGAUGGCGAAGAGUGGGAGAGGCCAGGUGUUUUCGAUGCCAUCGUGUCACUGCGCCCCGCUAUGCCUCACCUGCAGGAGCUCCUUGUAGAGUUCUUGAAGGGCGCGCUUGAGACGUGGGAGCGAUUCACGGCCGAGUUCGACCCUAGCGGUGAUAUCAGCCAGCUCACGACGGAGGAACAAGAUGAAUUCUGGAUGCCCGCCACGAACGACGCGAACGAGAGUGCGCUCGGGGGUGUCCGGGUGAACGCCAGUGCACGCCCCAACCAGACGCUUCACCAAUUCGAGGCAAAGGAUAUGUUCCGGCGCAACGACACGCAGCAGUUUGUUGACCAGGAAUUUAUCGCCGAGGAUCACAAGUUUGUACGUGGUGAGGCCCGCCUAUUGCAGGCAUCGCGGCCCCAGAGGCAGCUCCAGCAUGCGCAGGUCGUCCAUGACGAGGAGGAGGCCCGACGGCAUCAGGCCUCCGAGGAGCAGUCGAAUGCGAAGGCGUUGGAACGGCAGAUCAAGCUCGAUAAUACUGUCCUCAUCACGGAUGCGGAGAAGUUCGUUGGGGUACGGAAAGAUGCACUCAUUGAUCAGCUGAAUUACUGGCGCCAUCGGCUGCUCGCGAAGGUCGAGCCCAACACAAAGAUCCCGAAGAACGUCGACAAAGUCGCGGAGCUUCGCAAGCUUCUUGCACUCUUCCCAGGCGGUGUAGUACCGGAAUCCGAGCGCACAAUUCCCAAAGGAAAGGGUCACACACUUAUAGUAGGGCCCGAAGCGGUUCUGCAAGACAUGCCGAGCAUUUCGAUUGCUUCUACAGAGGUUGUGGACCACAGCGUGCGAGAGGAAGAGGGCGAGGAGAUUGAUCUACUGUACGAGUCCGAAGUAGAUGAUAUCUGA